ACCCUCAGGGCGAGUUCUUGGCAGGUGUCAAGCACUUAGAGUCAGAGAUUUGACACAGUAGAUUUCGCCAUAUCAGCAUAUUUCCGAUCGCCUCCGUCCGUCCAGAACGCGCCCUGACGAAGCGCGCCUAUCGUCGCCUCCGCCGAUGCGCUCGACACGGCCAAGAACGCGCCCUUAGAUGAGCGUGUUAGGCAAUUGAGACCGUCUCAGCGCGUUUCCGCUCGUUCUCGCUACUGUACUUUCACAUCCCCGAUUCCGCCUUUCCACGUGCGAUCCGCCAAUUCAAGGCAGGAGUUUCGAAGCGCAGAGCCUCCGUCGUAUCACGCCGCGUUCGAGCCUUUUCAGUUUUUUCCUUUUUGUGUCGACUAUAAAACCGACAGUUUCCGGCGUAGUUUUCAACUCAUUUGGAAGCUCCGUGUACCGCUACCCUCGAGUUGUUGCUGGUACUGGCACACUUGCGGGCUGCGUCAAACGAGUAGCUCCGAAGUCACAAUGGACCCCUUCGGAAAGGGAGGGGGUUCGAAGGGCGCGACAGCAGCAGCUGCAGCAGCGGACCGCAGAGGGUCGUUGCGGCAACGCAAGGUGGCGGCAGACGUGGUGGCAGUGAUGAUGGAUGAAGGCACCAGGAAACGAGCAGCAGCAGCUCGACUAGAGGCACUAGAGAGUGACUAUACAGGGGUUGAUGCUACUGUAGAUGAUGACGAUGAGGCUUUUAAUGCGGAGGAAGAAUUGGUUCAAGAAGGUUUCGCGCCCGCCAAGCGAGUGAGCCGACCAGGGAAGAGGCGAACAAGGCAGGCUGCAGCAGCGGUGGUGAGCCGAGCGAGCAAGAGAACAGCCAAGACAUUCGCGGAACUGCUGGAGGAGGCCAACCUAGAAGCCCUCCCACCUGGCACCCCGUCCUACCUCACAGCAGCAAUGGGCCCUCCCACCGUCACAUCUGCUCGCCGCUUCUGCUCCGUGUGCGGCACCCACGCUCCCUACACGUGCCCUCGAUGUGGCUCUAGGUUCUGCUGUGUCAGCUGCCAAAGACUGCACAAUGAAACCCGGUGCCUAAAGUUUGUCAUGUGAAACACCGUUUAUGGAAAUGCAAGGGUGCCAGUGGAAAUGUGUUUCUCUCUUGUAUCACCAUCUACACCGCAUGCCUGCCUAUGGUCUGUGUGCAGUACCCGUGCUCCCCUGCUAAUGGUCUGUGUGCGCUACCCACCCACACUCCCUCCCUACACGUGCCCUAUAUGCAGCCCGAAGUUCUGUUGUGUGAGCAGUGCAGUUGGUGGUGUAAACCUUUUUGUAACAGCGUGUCUGUACCUAAUGUUGGCGUAAAGCAUCUUGCACAGCGCACACAUGCUGCUGCUCUGUGUGGUACCACCACCUCCCAUGCUCCCUCCUUUGACGUGUCCAAGGCACA
Messenger RNA from Closterium sp. NIES-67, 1405 nucleotides. The record is from the annotation of a GenBank genome assembly. Lineage: Eukaryota; Viridiplantae; Streptophyta; Zygnematophyceae; Desmidiales; Closteriaceae.